AUGAAAGAGCGCUGUCAGGAGGUUGCUGCCAACGCGGGCUCCGUGAGGUUGCAGCAGGAGGAGCUGGCCGCAGCGUCCCGUCGCAUCGCCGAGCUGCAGGGGCAGGCCGCCUCCGCGGCGCGGCAGGAGCAGGAGUGGAAAGAGGCUGCGAAGAUGCUCAAAGACAGAACCCGGAAGUUCAAAGACCAGGAGGCAAAGAAGCUGGACCUCAGCAAGAAGGCCCAAGAGGCUGCCACCAAAGCAGUGGAAGUUCUCGAGGCGAAGUUGGCAGCAAGCACCCACCACGCAGAGUCCUUGGAAGACGAGGUGCGCCGGCUCAACGACGCCUUGACAGGCGCUGCGCGGGAACAGCAGGAGCAGCGGGCGAUCCAGCAACAGGGCGAGGAGGAACUCGCGGCAAGUUUGGGCGAGCUGAGGCGGCAGAUGCAGCUCAAGAAGGACCAGGUGGCGAUCGAGCGUGAGCGGGUUGCGCAGCUGGAGGUGGCCAAUGCUGCUCUUCGAAAUGACCUCGAACGCCUGAACACCGAGGGCGCCGCACGGCACCAGGACCAGGUCUCCCGCAUCCAGCGCCUCAGCGAGGAGCUUGCCGAGGUGACCCAACUCAGGGAACGAGUGGGGACGUUAGAGAGCCUGCAACGCGGCAUGGGGGACUGCCUCCAGGACUCCCAGCGGCGCACGCGAGAAGCAGAGCUGAAGGCAGAGGCUGCGCACCGUGAGCUGGCCGAGAUGCAGGCUGCACAGAUCCGGUCGCGCCUCGGCUCUCGGCACUGA
Symbiodinium natans is the source of this 771-nucleotide messenger RNA. The record is from the annotation of a GenBank genome assembly. NCBI's taxonomy places the organism in Eukaryota, Dinophyceae, Suessiales, Symbiodiniaceae.